This is a messenger RNA of Loxodonta africana (African savanna elephant), 2023 nucleotides long. RefSeq names its product paired like homeodomain 3 (gene PITX3). Bases 346 to 1254 code for a protein of 302 amino acids. The transcript is spliced from 3 exons. Gene Ontology annotation, cellular component: nucleus. The record is from RefSeq and is a predicted model, not a curated record. Lineage: Eukaryota; Metazoa; Chordata; Mammalia; Proboscidea; Elephantidae. Gene Ontology annotation, biological process: regulation of transcription by RNA polymerase II; anatomical structure morphogenesis. Gene Ontology annotation, molecular function: RNA polymerase II cis-regulatory region sequence-specific DNA binding; DNA-binding transcription factor activity, RNA polymerase II-specific.
UGAAGUUUUUUAAAGAUGUGAGGGUGUUGUAUAUGGUGUGCAAUAGUGUCCAUUUUUGUGAAUUCAAUAUUUAUUGAACACCAACUGUGUACCAGGCACAGUUCUAGCUGCCCAGCAGUGAACAAAGUCUAGUUUAUACAUCUGUGCAUAAAAUCUCUGAAUAUAAGCCCUUUUCCCUUUAGGCUGCUAUUUGCCCAUUCUACCCUAGGGCAACCCACACAGCUGGAUGGCUGAGAAAGGGGGCAGGGAAUUUAGGGGGAAACACUACCAGAAAUCUGAUACCCCUGAGAUUUUACCCCCAUUAAUGUGGUCUGUGUCUUCUCUUCCCUACAGAUCCCUCCCUCCAUGGAGUUCGGCUUGCUCAGCGAGGCAGAGGCCCGGAGCCCUGCCCUGUCGCUGUCAGACGCGGGCACUCCGCAUCCCUCUCUCCCAGAGCACGGCUGCAAGGGCCAGGAGCACAGCGAUUCAGAGAAGGCCUCGGCUUCGCUGCCCGGCGGCUCCCCAGAGGACGGCUCUCUGAAGAAGAAGCAGCGGCGGCAGCGCACGCACUUCACUAGCCAGCAGCUGCAGGAGCUGGAGGCGACCUUCCAGAGAAACCGGUACCCAGACAUGAGCACGCGCGAGGAGAUCGCCGUGUGGACCAACCUCACCGAGGCCCGCGUGCGGGUGUGGUUCAAGAACCGGCGCGCCAAGUGGCGCAAGCGCGAGCGCAGUCAGCAGGCGGAGCUGUGCAAGGGCGGCUUCGCUGCGCCGCUCGGGGGUCUAGUGCCGCCCUACGAGGAGGUGUACCCCGGCUACUCGUACGGCAACUGGCCGCCCAAGGCGCUCGCCCCGCCGCUGGCGGCCAAGACCUUCCCGUUCGCCUUCAACUCGGUCAACGUGGGGCCUCUGGCCUCGCAGCCCGUCUUCUCGCCACCCAGUUCUAUUGCCGCCUCCAUGGUGCCUUCGGCCGCGGCCGCCCCGGGCACCGUGCCAGGGCCUGGGGCCCUGCAGGGCCUGGGGGGGGGCCCCCCCGGGUUAGCUCCGGCCGCCGUGUCCUCGGGGGCAGUAUCCUGCCCUUACGCCUCGGCCGCAGCGGCCGCAGCUGCAGCUGCCUCCUCCCCCUACGUAUAUCGGGACCCGUGUAACUCGAGCCUGGCCAGCCUGAGGCUCAAGGCUAAACAGCACGCCUCUUUCAGCUAUCCCGCUGUGCCCGGGCCUCCCCCGGCCGCCAACCUCAGUCCGUGCCAGUACGCCGUGGAACGGCCUGUGUGAAUGGCCCGGCCUGUGGAUCACCCCCGGGGGUGGGGGCGAUCGUUUACAACCUCCUGGGCAUGGGGUCGUCUUGACUGGCUUGCCCCUACCCCAGAGUCUGAGAGGAGUGCUUGGGCAGCUGGUGGGCGGCCAGCUCAGGACAGGGACUUCACCUUCCUAGCCCUGAAGUGGGACUGAGCCCUACACACAGACCAUGCCCUUGGGACUAAGGCCAGGAACAGGGACCCCAGAGGCCAACUCACCCUUGGUCUAUCCCGCCUUCUCCAGACUCCAUUUCCUCCAUUUUCAAAGAUAAAUAAACGUGCGCGGACUCUCAAAAGUUUGAUGACUGAGAGUUAGGCUGAGUCCUCUCCCAAACGCGAGCUUCAUCUUCCUCCAUUUUCUAAGGGAAGUCUGGGCUGAACAGGAGCGAGGCGAGAGUUCAGGCUCCUAGGGCUUUAGCUCCUUCAACCUCUCCGAAGACAGGAAAGCCUGGCAAUUUCUGGGGAAAAGUGUUUAUGUGUGUUUCCAAGGAGCCCUGGUGGCACAGUGAUUAAGCACUGGGCUGCUAACCGAAAGGUGGGCAGUUGGAACCACCUCAAAAUUAGAGCCUUGGAAACACUAUGGGGCAGUUCUACUCUGUCCUAUACGGUUGCUAUGAAUCCGAAUCGCCUCGACGGCAACGGGUUUCGUUGUGUGUGUUUCCUGGAGAAAAGGUGAGCGUGUGUGUGUGUGUGUGUGUGUGUGUUUCCUGGAGAGAAGGAGGUUGUGUGUGUGUGUGUGUGUGUGU